Helicoverpa zea (corn earworm) is the source of this 3372-nucleotide messenger RNA. RefSeq lists its product as uncharacterized. Bases 1 to 1908 code for a protein of 635 amino acids. The transcript is spliced from 12 exons. Lineage: Eukaryota; Metazoa; Arthropoda; Insecta; Lepidoptera; Noctuidae. The record is from RefSeq and is a predicted model, not a curated record.
AUGGUGUCAGAAGUAGUGAUCCUGAGAGCGGUGCGAGGUCGAGACGCGCGGCUGCCGUGCGGCCAGGGGAAGGUCUUCCUGGAUGGCCCCGAGUCCUACAUCCUCUGGCUUAGAAACGACCUUGAAUACCUCUACCGGUUCCCGCUCGAAAACUCUGAUAAGCGGAUUGCCCUUCGUAACCACGUGUUUGGUACUCCCUGCGAUUCCGGCUUCUGUCAUGACUCGACCUCGUUGCUCAUCAAGAAGGUUUCUGACCGCGACGCUGGGCUGUAUCGCUGCCGAGUCCACUACCAAGCUUCUCCGUCUGUCGACUACAUCAUCGAAGUUAGGCUGGUUGAGUCCCCCGGGUUGCCGAAGCUUUACACUGGCGAUGGAAGUCCGAUCAUCCAGGGCUACGUGGGUCCUCUGAGCCUUGGCUCCAACCUGGUGCUGACGUGCGAAGUCAAGGAUAGUAAGAGCACAAAGGUGCCAGAAACGGAGGUGUACUGGCGUCGCAACGGCUUGGUGACGAAGCGUGCCUACGUGUACCAGCCAGGCAUACUGCGAGUUGACUUGCACUUGAACAACUUGACCCGAUCUGACUUGGAUGCACACUAUGAAUGCUUGGCCCAAAACUCUGACGUUACGGAGCCUCUGAUUGCUGGUGUGGUCAUUAAGAUGUACUUGCCGCCAAUGAGCGUGGAAAUCCGUUUGAACAACAACUAUGACUUCGAGGCUGGCCAGCCUCGCGUGGUGGAUUGUGUCGUCAUCGGCUGCGUACCCCCGCCUGCCAUCACCUGGCACCUUGGAGACACCAUGCUUAGACCCACCGUGCACAAGGAACUCCACGACGGAAACUACACGGUAUCUUCGCUGACGCUGGCGCCCUCUCUCCGCGACGACCAGAAGAAGCUGGUCUGCCGAGCUCACAACUCUCACCUUCCCUCCGAGCGCUUCGUGGACAAGGUCACCCUGAAUGUUGGAUACCGGCCGGUCUGCCAAAUGGGUCGCGAGGAGAAGAUUGGAGCUGUAGUCAGGGAAGCCGAGACUGUGACCUGCACCGUGGAUGCCUCUCCCGAGCCAAUGCAGUUCAGCUGGACUUUUGCCGAUUCUACCACCUUGUACACCGGUGUCACUAAAGUCCCCGGCUACCCUCAUAGAUACUCAUCGACCCUGACUUGGCUGUCACGCGAGGGAGACAUUGGACAGCUUCACUGCCGUGCUACCAACAGCUUCGGAGAACAGAAGAAGCCGUGCAGUUUCAACAUCACCUCUGGCGGGCCUCCCUCACUUCCCGACUGCCGCGUGUCACGGACUUACCCGAACGCUUUACGAGUGCAAUGCAAGAAAGGCUGGGACGGCGGUCGUCCCCAAAGCAUUCACCUCGAAGUCCUCGAUGAAGACGGAACACCAGUGCGAAACGUGACGGACGUGGCCGGCCACUUCUUCCUACCCGAUAUCGUGUACUCGCGCAAUAUGACGGCUGUCUUAUAUGCUACCAACUCCCGAGGCAAGAGCGUCGAGAAUGUUAUUGCCCUGCAGUCUUUGAAACCACCACCGGCUUCAGCUCUUAACAACUAUAUGACCAGUACUUGGAUGCCGUAUGUGGAGGCGCUCGUGGGGACCUUGGCGUUCAUCAUCGCUAUUGUAUCUAUCAGCCUCGGAACUAAAGUCCUGAUGGCAAGACGACAGAGUGCGGCCAUGAACCCUGACAUCAUACCACGCAAUGACGGAGUUUUCCAUCGGGAGCCGGACUUCAUCCGAGAUGAGCGGUUACUUGGACGAACGAAUAUAACUGUGAAUCAGAUGGCCGCAUGUCAAAAUCAGUACUCUUCAUCACCUCUGCCGGCUUGCCGAGUCCUUGUAGACUGUGGGACACAUUCGUCUUCUGACUCUUGCCCGUCAAGCCCUCACUCAUACUACGUCUAAACACCCUACGAUUUCAAACACCAACUUGUUUCCAUGGAACUACGGAUGGUAUAAGAAUCUCUGUGUGGUUGCAAAUUAUAAUAUCAACGGCUAAAGCCGCAUGCAUACACGUGGGCGUUGCUAUAUCUCUACGAUGAUUAUGUACACUACCUUACUUACUGACUGCAGUAUUUCUACUACCACUGUAAUCAUGAACUAAGUUUAACAACUUUCUUUCUGUCGACAACCAAUGCAAUGAUUAAAACGGCUUACGAGAAACCGAUUUGUAGAUUUAAUCUAUGUAAGUGUUUAACAUUUUGAUGUUUUGAGUAGGUAGUAGCAAUUUACGAUGUUACAUUAUUAGAGGUUUCAAAUACGUAGUAAUACCUAGUAACUAAGUCCACAGUAAUCACUUAAACUGUGUUUCUUCUACACUUAAAUCUGCAUAUCAUUUUGAAGUUAGUUGAGUGAAAUUAAAACAGAAUUAGGCCAUAAUUAUUUUUAGUAAGUACAAGACUUCAACUAUGCUUUAUUUCAACGUUCAGUUAUCAGAUGGAUUAUCGAUUCUAGUCUAAAAAUAUUUAAAAGAUUAACAAUAAAAUAACGGAAAUCGAGCUUUUGGUCCAGUAGUUUUCAAAAUCGUUAACAGAUAGAUGUAGAAUAUAAACUGUACUUUAGGUAGUUACAAAUCUGUAGGUACGUAUUUAAUUAGUGUGAUUAAAAAUAAUCAUUCGUGAAAAAAUAUAUUCAUCAGUAGUAAGUAUAAAAAUCAUAGUUUCUCUGGAAUAAUUCAAAUGACAGGCAUCUGGGUAUUUAAAAUUAUAGGUACCGAGGGAGCCUAUUUUUUUUUUAAUAAAUCCUUUCUCAUAAACUUUGAAGGUUUUGUAAGUGAUGGAGAAAUUGGGAGUAAGAAGGGUUGGAACUAAUAAAGCUAAGCCCAGUCAGGUACAAGGUAACAAGUGGACCUUGGACGACUGUAUUUGAAGUGAUAUAGGAAUAAGAAGCUUUUGUCUAUGGUAGAUUCGAUUGGUGCUUUUGUCCAGAAAUGAAAUAUUACUAACAAGCAAAGGUUUAAUUCGUUGCUUAUCUGUUAAACAAAUUUUCAUUACUCAGAAAUUAUUUUCAAACAAAUUAAAUAAGAUUCACAUAUCAGGUAACAUUUCAAUAACCUAUGAAUACUUUUAGAUAUUACAGGAGCCUACCGUUGGAGAGGUAGGUCGUAAAAAUAGAAUAAUUACAAGUCAUCUAGUCAUUAUUUAACUUUACUUAUUUUUUUCUGGGAUAAGAUAACUUUAAAGUUGAAAAAGAACCUUGUUUGACGAUAACAAACCUGCGCAAGUUAACUGUUUUGUUAACUUACAAGCACUUGGGUACUUACAUAACUCAAAAAAAAAUAAGUAAAGUCGUUUACUUAAUAGAACUUUAAACGUUGUUACUAAUAAGCUCAUCUAUCGGCCAGUUUCUUCAUCAAAAGUUAAAGUUAAA